Messenger RNA from Zychaea mexicana, 1803 nucleotides. RefSeq lists its product as uncharacterized. The transcript is spliced from 6 exons. The coding region runs from base 354 to 1517 and encodes 387 amino acids. NCBI's taxonomy places the organism in Eukaryota, Fungi, Mucoromycota, Mucoromycetes, Mucorales, Lichtheimiaceae. Gene Ontology annotation, biological process: actin filament organization; actin cortical patch localization; endocytosis. Gene Ontology annotation, cellular component: actin cortical patch. Gene Ontology annotation, molecular function: ubiquitin binding; phosphatidylinositol binding. The record is from RefSeq and is a predicted model, not a curated record.
CAAGCUAAUUAGCAGGGCAGGGGGGGUGAGGGGGGGUGUUAUACAAUGCAGUUCGCUUUAGUUUUCCCUCUUUUCUCUCUCUCUUUCUUGUUUUAUUAUUAUUUCGAGCCGCUUCAAGACAUAACACACUCACACCAUGGGUAUCUUUACCGAGGAAAUACCGAAAACUUCAAUCACCUUUUAUAUCGGUAUGCUCUAUUGGACCAAAGAAGAAGAAAAAGAAAAGGUUGUUGUUUCUUUGUUGCACCAUGUGUUGAAUUUGGAAUCAUACUUUACAUGUCAAUGUAGAGCGACUCUCGAACUAUGAAGAGAUUGACUGGUACAUUGUGCAACAAUUGACCGAGUCGAUUCAAAUGCAAGAGGGUGGACCGAGAGAAGCUAUUGAAGCUAUGCGUAAGCGACUUAAACACGGCACUACUCAGCAAAAACUGCGAGUGAUCGAUGUGCUUAAACUACUCAUGGAGAACACCAGUGAAAAGUUUCACCGGCAACUCUUGUCAAACGAUAAAAUGCGGGAACGACUUGAUCUGAUCGUGUCGUCAUCGACCGAGGACACCAAAGUACGCAAGGCAUUGCUGAGUGUGUUGGGAGCAUGGGCAGUAAAGUACAAGAACGAGCCGGGAAUGCAUGUGUUGGCUGAAUUGUACGAGAGCGGACGCAAGAAAUUAAACUUGCCAAGACGGACAGGCAGUGGUAGUGCAGCGACGACGACGACGCCACGAUCACCCGCGACAGCGGAAGCCACCCCUGCAAUGCCACCACGCCCUACGCAGCAGCAGCAACCCUCGCCACCCACGUCGUCCCAGCAAAAACGCCAAUCAUUACCCCCAACUGCACACACCACAGAAGUUCGCACCAAACCACGAAGUAGCAGCACUGCUGGAUCAGGUGGCAAUAGCAGCAACAACCGAACAACAACGACACAGCGUACAUUCAAUCUCGAAGCAGCCAAGCCAAAGAUCAUUCAAGAAGUGGCCUUGGCGAACCAGAACACCAACAACUUGGUCAACGCGCUCAAGUUCAUCAACACCAGCGAAGAUCGAUGGGAAAUUGAUCUGCAGCAUGACGCACGGCUUCAAGAUUAUCGUCAGCGGUGCGAGGACUCGAAAAAGAAGAUUGUGCGCUAUGCGCGCCUGGUGGAGGAUGAGGAAUGGAUUGGCACUCUACUGGCGACCAAUGAGGAGCUGUUGAAGGCGUUGCAAAUGUAUGAGACCAUGUCGGUCGGUGAAGUGCCAACGAACAUGCCAUCCACCCCGCCAUCCCCAUUAUCGCCCCAGCAUACGCGGUCGCCACCUCCACCACCUAGUCAGCGACAGGAGGAAACGAUGCGUGAGUUGGCUGGGCUACAACUUUCAUCGUCAUCAACAUCAUCACCACCUCCAACAACGGAUAGCAAUCUGAGUCGAGCCUCGGCCGAAAGUGAGAAUCCGUUUGCGGACCCGUUUGCGGACCCCGUGACGCCCGCACACGAAGAUGUAGGCGGUGACAAAAAGCGUUUGGGUGAGCUAGUCCUUUAGGCUGCUAAGUAGCUGUCCUUGCACAUCAUCACGUAUACAUAUAUACACUCGAUACUCGCCUAUUAUUACCAUUCUAUCAACAGCACUACUAUUAGCCUUAUAUAUAUAUAUAUUUCUCUUGCUUCAUUGUUUACCCUUCCCAACUGUACCUUGCGUCUCUCUAUUGCUGCUCUAUCUCCGCAUCAAAAAAAAAAAACUUUUUUUAUUCUCCAGUUGGCUAGCAACUCCGGUUGACAAACUUUAAAAGAAGGGCGCGAAAGAGAAAAAAAAAAGUUUUACGUGUUGU